Molecule: messenger RNA, 558 nt
Organism: Acanthamoeba castellanii str. Neff
Lineage: Eukaryota; Discosea; Longamoebia; Acanthamoebidae
Product: GATA zinc finger domain containing protein
Exons: 3
Coding region: 1-558 (185 amino acids)
Biological process (GO): regulation of DNA-templated transcription
Molecular function (GO): zinc ion binding; sequence-specific DNA binding
Source: RefSeq, a predicted model, not a curated record
AUGUCAUCUUCGCCCUCCUCUCCUUCUACUUCUACUUCGGCUUCGGCCCGGUUCGACCUCUUCGCCGACGUGUGGGGCGUCCCAAUGGGCGCCUAUCAAUUGCCCGUGGAAUUGCCCGUCUCGCCCCCGCGACGGCUCGAUCACCUCCACUCCACCGUCCCUCAACACCACCAGCAGCUGCCCCACAACCAUUGCCUUCACCCUUCUUCUUUCCCCCCGAGUGCCGAGGCGCCCAAGAAGCGGGCCAACAACGUGCCCAUCGAUCCGACGGGACGAGGGAAGUCAGCGACCAAGGCCCUCGUUCGGCGCUGCGGCGAGUGCCAGCGAACUAAUACGAGCCAGUGGCGCAAGGGACCCCACGGGUUCAUGCUGUGUAACGCCUGCGGCAUUCGGGCGUUCAGGGCGAAGGACAAGGUGAGCGGCCAGGUGGUCGGGUACCACAUCCACAACCACGAACCUGGACAUUCAAUCGAACAUCAUCUUGAGGUGCCGCUAUCACCAUCAGCGCGAGAAGAGGCCGAGCCCAAGCGAUCAACUAUUCACGGCCUGCUCAAUUGA